Messenger RNA from Zootermopsis nevadensis, 2257 nucleotides. NCBI's taxonomy places the organism in Eukaryota, Metazoa, Arthropoda, Insecta, Blattodea, Termopsidae. The record is from RefSeq and is a predicted model, not a curated record.
UUGCUCAGCCACUAUCCAGUCAUCUGUAAAGUUGUGUGCUGAAUAUUGUCCUGUGUUCGACGUGUGCAAUGAAGUGAAGUUAGUUCAGUGAAUCAGUAAAGCAACGAAGUUAAUAUGUGGCAAUAAGUAUCAUGUAUGCCGGAAAUAUCAAAGGUACCUUCUGGUUUGCUUUGUUUGUUGUAUUGUUCUGCACUGUAAAAAUAUUUGAAAAAGUGAACAGAAGCUGUUAACGAAACUACGGAAUGUGUUCUCGAGGGUCGUGUGUCUGGUGAGAUGUUUAAUGUGAUGAUACGUGUUUGUGCUGUGAAUGUAAAACUGUUCCACAUUCUUGACAUCGAUAAUUACAUAAAUAUUUAAUGAUUAUAUUGUUAUUCUGGGUUUUGGCGCCCUUAAGACUCAUCGGUAGAUGACGUCUCCAUCUGCAGGUUUGUGUGUGUGUGUUCAGCAGUAGCAGUGGCGGAUUCGCUAGGCUGCUGUCAUGACACUUGUGAUAAUUUCGACAUUCUCUGCAUCAGUUUGGCUACUUCUGUUCUACACAGCACUUCUGAUUCUCUUCAGUCCCUGUGUUCUGGUCAUAAUUGCCCUUCUUCCUCAACACCUGCCUAUCUUGCUACUUAGAAGAAUUUUCACAAUUCCUAUGGAAUCUGUUUGACGUCACUGGAUUUAAUUACCAACUCCAGUAUUCUAUCUGCCACUGGAUCUCUCUAACCAAAAGUCAUAAAGUGUGUGGCGAUAAUUACACAAUAUGAAACUUCGUUAUAUGUAGCUCACAGCGCGCGGAUGGCCACACAGAACGCAUGCAUUCUGUAAGAAACUACUACGAAAUAGCUCUCGAGAACAAGCCUAUUCUCUAUAUUCGAGAUACUCGAAACUCGAGAUUAUCGAAUGAAAAUCGAAUAUUCAGUCAGUUCACGACAACUGCCUGCCUCAUCUACAUCUUACUCUCACCUGUCAACUGUCCUGGCAUGCAUCACGGUGACAUUGCUGGCUGACAUCGCGACGGCAGGGCUCCUCAAAGUACCAAAAGUCUACAAUGCUCUCAUUACUACCAAUGAGAAGUUGGUUCCUAGCAGAGCAAUUCCAGUUUCCACUUCAGUGUUUCAUCCUGUUGCAUUGGCUCCCGCAGUUCCAGCCGUAUUUCUGACGAGCCCUUACGUCGCCAUCGAUGACUCUGAAGCUAAAGCCAACAAGUCGGAGACUGAAGAUAAUACUGAAAAUGAAAGCGAUAAGAAACCGGAAGGUGAAAAGAAUGCCACAUCAAAUUCCUUACCUUUAAUCACACCAUUUUCUCUUCCAUUAGCAUAUUACAAUUCUAUUACUUAUUAUCAUAACCUUUGGCCUUAUUCCUAUUCAUCAGUGUCACCUUCUGCAUUUUUAUUUACUGCGCCAUUUGCAUAUCCUGGAAUAUUUGAUUUAAAUGGAGGUCUGCAGUGGAGUCAAAUCAAGAAACCGGAAUCUGAUCCAGCUUUGUCUAAAGACUCAGCAUCUACUCUUCCUUCUGGAGCCAAAGAUGAUCCAGAAAAGGCAUCGGUGUCCACUGAUGCCAGCUAAUUGCAAAUACAUCGUCAGUAUCGAAACAUAAUCAGCGCAAAUCUAAAAUUGUAAUGGUCUUCGAUUCUGUGAAUUUUGUGUUUUAGUAGUUGCUGUUUGAAAUGAUUGAUUUCCCCUUUCUUUUCUCACAUUUUACUGAUGUACUGACGCUGACCACUCACUCCAUCUAGUGCCGAGGUCAAGAAGGAGUAGGAGCUAUACCUCCUCUCCCCCCAAGCGCCUGCAUGGCGUGUAGUGGGGCAGAUUUACUUUUACUUUACUUUACAAUAUUCAAGAUAUCGUCUCACAUUUGUAGCAAUUUUACUUCAAGUAGAAUUUUUUUAAGUGAGAGGGAAUUCUGAACAUUUCAUUACAUGCUGAAUAUUUCAAUAAAUUUUGAAUAAAUUAGAUAAAAGUCAGGUAAGAAAAUUACUGUGCUCGCAGGUUUAUGGCAAUUUAUAACAGGAGAACAGGUUCAAAUCCCACUCGUGUCAUGGACGCGCGUCUGCAUUUUUCUGUUUUAUUCUGUGUAGUAAUAGGUUAUGUGAACGACAAAUUUAAAUUUAUCUAUUUAUAAAAAUCAACAAAGUGAACCUUAAAUGCCAUAAAUGAAAACCAUGUUAUAUAGAAAUGGACUUGGUGAAUUAAGGAAUAAGAUACAAUGUUUGAUGCAUGGCAUGAUUUAUCUAAUCAGAUUUUAUGGCACAACGGGGAACGACCCGUUCUU